CAAGCUGACGAAGACUAUGAGGAUGACUUCGAUAUGGAUGGAUCACCUCCUGCACCGCCAAAGGAUGAGGUUGUAGUAGUUGCUGAACUUCAAGAAUUCGGUGGAUACUGGAACAUGAAUAAAGAGACUGCGAAGAUGCUGAAAGUUGAUUUAGGUCAACUCACCUCUUCAAAGUUGCCUGAAGCGAAGAACGAGAAGGUGUGGGCCACUCUUCUCGUGAUUGCCUACCUUCGCACUUGUCUGGCUUCGAAGAAAGACGAAUGGGAGCUGGUUGUGGAGAAGGCCAUUGAUUGGUUGACAAAUGACCAAGGCUGUUGUGAUAUUGAGGCUCUAAUCCAGAAGGCUGAGGCAGAGUUGAAAAAGCUUAUAAAGAAUUAA
Messenger RNA from Rodentolepis nana, 378 nucleotides. The record is from the annotation of a GenBank genome assembly. NCBI's taxonomy places the organism in Eukaryota, Metazoa, Platyhelminthes, Cestoda, Cyclophyllidea, Hymenolepididae.